AUGUCAGAUAACGCAACAGGCUCUUCCGCGAUGCAAGAAGAUCGCAUUGAGACUGAAAACAUGACCUCUAAAGACUACUACGCGGACUCCUAUGCCCAUUUCGGUAUCCACGAGGAAAUGUUGAAAGACACCGUGCGGACGACUUCUUACCGGAAUGCCAUGUACAACAACUCUCACCUCUUCAAGGGGAAGACGGUGUUGGACGUCGGAUGCGGUACUGGUAUUUUGAGCAUGUUCGCUGCUAAGGCAGGCGCAAAGCACGUGGUCGGGAUUGAUAUGUCAAAUAUUAUUGACCAGGCACAAAAGAUUAUCGAGGCAAAUGGUUUUAAAGAUACCAUCACCCUUGUCAAGGGAAAACUCGAAGAAGCUGAGCUUCCUUUCCAGCAAUUUGACAUUAUCGUUAGUGAAUGGAUGGGAUACUUUUUGCUCUAUGAGAGUAUGCUGGAUACGGUUCUCCUGGCUCGGGACAAGUAUUUGGCACCGGACGGUUUGUUGUUCCCGGAUACUGCAACGAUCUAUCUCGCAGCAAUUGAAGAUCAGGACUACAAAGAGGAAAAGAUCAACUUCUGGGACAAUGUUUACGGCUUUGAUUACAGCUGUAUCAAAGAUAUCGCACUCCGGGAACCAUUAGUAGACACCGUCGAGUUAAAGGCCGUAGUCACCAAACCGUGCGCAAUCAAGCACAUCGAUCUUCGCACCGUGAAGAAGGAAGAUCUGACAUUCAGCACCGACUUCACGUUAGUAGCUGAGCGCGUAGAUUAUAUUCAUGCUUUCCUUGCUUGGUUUGAUAUCUGCUUCGAUGCUGCUCACAAGCCUGUCAAGUUCAGUACUGGCCCACACGCCAAAUACACCCAUUGGAAGCAAACAGUGUUCUAUACCAAAGACGUCAUUCCCGUCAAGGCCGGAGAUGAAAUAGUCGGUACGCUAACGUGCGCACCUAACCAAAGGAACAAUCGAGACUUGGACAUCGCCAUCAAAUACGAGAGUAAGGGGGAGCGACCAGCUGCUGACCAUAUUCAGUAUAAAAUGGCCGAAUUGGGAAAAUCUCAGGAUGCUGGCAACCAAUUGGAUAGGCAUGUACUGGGGAUAGCAACCAGUGAGAGAUCGAGCGUCGAGAUUCUCGGCGAGCCUCCAGACUCGGCGAGCCAUAUACGCAUGUAUCACCGACAGAUGGGUGGAGUCGGAACGAAGGCCGCGAUGGCUCCCUCCGAACGAAUGGGUGGAACAAUGCCGAAUGAUCGACGUCGACUAAACGAGGAAUGUUUCAGAUCUCAACAAAACGUGAGAUACCUGAUGCACGAGACGACUGCUCAAGCCGAUGCCUGCCGACAAUUAUCAUGUAAUGAUGACGGGACACGGGGAAUGAUCACAGCACUCCCAAGACUGCCCUCAUUGGGAACCGUGUCCAGCUCUUUGACGACCGCGACAAUUUCUUCAACUUACUUUCGACCUGUACCAGCAGCUUCUCGUCUCAAUGAAAUGACUUCAUCACAGCCUCCUGGUACAUCCUUGUUUGCGUUCCCACUAUCGCUCACAACAGGGGAAGGGUUGCUCACAAAUUCAUCUACCGUAGUGCAAAGGGGAUUUUCGGCAGGCACCGUGAUUGCACUAUCGACAGUACUGCCGGCAAUCAUAUUACUUUUGCUGAUCAUAAUAAUCCAUUUGCUCCGAGCUCGAAACCGCUCUAGGCCAAGAAGUUCCCCAAAGGACUACGAAAACGACUUCCCGCUGGCAGAUAUCCGACGCCAGGAGACUUCUUUCGACAUCUUGGAGCAUCGUGCUGUCUCGCCCUUCCAUUUAAGCAUGCAUGAUCUCGUAUUUGGGAGAAACACGAACAGCACUAAGCCCGAGACAGCCAGCGUUAGAUCCCAUGUAUCCUCGGAUUCUGGUCACAGGGCACCGAAUAUUCAUAUCCAUCCACCCGCUGCACCUCCUAUUGCUGUCACUUCCAUUCCUCGUCCCAGUUCGCUUUCAAUGCCUGUACUCGCCGUGCGCUAUCCGUCAAGAAUAGCCUCCAGCAGUUUGGCCCCGAAAGAUCGAGCCAGUAUAUAUGUGGAUGGCACAAGUAUAAAUAGUGCUGCCGCAUCAACGGUCGUAUUCGCCCAUGGUCCUUUCACAGAGGGGGGGACUAGCGGCGGCAGGCCGAGUUUCGAUGGAUCAGUCCGACCGUUGAGCAUAGAUACCAGGCGCAACAGUAGAGACGAUUUUGCUUCAAGCAGGCGCACAAGCCAAGGCGAGCCUCCAAUUGCCGCGGGUAUACCUUCUGGACGGAUUGGUGCGGCUGAAACAUUAAUUGGUGACAGGCAUAUAGCAUCUAGUCCUCACGGGUUGAAAUUGCUGGGAAUCGGACCUCCUGCACGUGCCCAUGCACGAUCAAGCUCACAACCAGCGCCAACGUAUGGCUUGCCAUCUUUACAGUUAUCCCCUCGAACAAGAACUCGACAAUCUCCGGGAGAAUCCUAUGUCAGUUCACCAUUGGGGUCACCAGUGCAAGGUCCACCUACUCGACCAUGGCCGCAGCGCAUAUAUUCACAUCGCGUUUCAGCUUCACUCCCUACUCCUGCACAAGCAUCACCCUUGUUUCCGCCACCGCCACCUGCUCCACCUCCUAAAGAUUACGACCGUCCUUCGUUGAGCAUCAUUGUUCCUUCACGAUUGGGCGCUCCCAUCAGGCCCGUUGCCGAACUCUCUGCGCUCCAAAGUCCGUCGACACCAUUCCAGCAAACCCCACGAGCAAACACCCCACGAACAGCUGUCCCGCGCACACCUGCAUCAGUCCUGAGUAUUCAGGAUAUACUUGGUCCCAACCGACCCCGUGGAAUGAACGAUCGCCCAGAGCCAAGUGCAGAGACGCGUGAGAGGGUUCUUCGGUUGCUAGGGCGGCUGCCCGAGGAACCUUCUUCAAACGGCGCGGGAAGCAGGGAAGGUGGCGAGAGGAGGUCCAGAGAGGUACGGCGUACUCAGUCCGAAGGUCGCCUCUCCGGCCAGAGACGUGAUGCGACAGAGUGA
Rhizoctonia solani is the source of this 3009-nucleotide messenger RNA. Its product is annotated as methyltransferase domain protein. Gene Ontology annotation, cellular component: nucleus. Gene Ontology annotation, biological process: peptidyl-arginine methylation. Bases 1 to 3009 code for a protein of 1002 amino acids. Lineage: Eukaryota; Fungi; Basidiomycota; Agaricomycetes; Cantharellales; Ceratobasidiaceae. Gene Ontology annotation, molecular function: protein-arginine N-methyltransferase activity. The transcript is spliced from 16 exons. The record is from RefSeq and is a predicted model, not a curated record.